CUCAAGAUUAGUUCAGCUGUCUGGUCGCUGUCUUUAGAAACUACUGAAUGCAGCUGUUUCCUGAGUGAUUCAUCCGUUUGGUUUCUUCAUCACCUGUUCAAAGAUCUCAUAUAAUCAUGAAAUCUUACUUCUUCUGCAUAAUCUUAUCUUUAAGCGUUUGUUUCAACAGAGCAGUAGAUGUUAGCGUGAAGAAUUCCCUUGUUUGGGGUCCAGGACUUGACAGUAGAGCAACUCUGCCGGCGAGAUAUUUUUUCAUUCAGAGUGUAGACAAAGGAGGCAACAACCUUACAGAUUCUCCAGGCCAAGCUACCUUUGAUGUGAAAAUCACAAGCUCAUCUGGACGAGUAAGGGCUUGGGUUCAAAAGUUGGACAGGAAAGAUGGGUCAUUCAUUGUUCGCUAUAGAAUGUUUGCAUCUUAUCCAGACCUUACUAUUGAAAUAACACACAAGGGCAAGAAUGUUGCUAACUCGCCUUAUAAAUUAGAGGGGGGAGUAUACCAUGAGACUUGUUACUGCCCAGAAUCAAGUGAGGAAGCCUGGUUGGAAGCCAUGAAUUGUUCACAGAUGUACCCACAAAUCCAAAAGGAUCUGAUGCCAUUUGAUAAAGUAGACUUAAAAGAAUUGUCCAAGGAAGCUGUUCAACGGUUUGGAAAACAUCAUUCAUUGUGCCAUUAUUCUGUCAUCAACAAUCAGGUUUAUCGGAAAACUUAUGGACAACAUGUGGGAUUUUCAAUGUUUAUGGAUAACAUACUCUUGUCUCUUGCCAGAAAGGUGCUUCUGCCUGACAUGGAGUUUUUUGUCAAUCUUGGUGACUGGCCCCUUGUGGAGCAUAACACAAAACCUAUCCCUAUACUAUCCUGGUGUGGUUCAGAUGAAACACUGGACAUCAUCAUGCCAACAUAUGAUCUAACAGAGUCCACACUGGAGACUAUGGGAAGAGUUUCCCUGGAUAUGCUGUCUGUGCAGUCCACUGAAAGUCCAAAAUGGCCAGACAAGAUAAACAAAGCACUUUGGCGUGGCCGUGAUAGUAGAGAAGAAAGACUCAACUUGGUUAUCAUGGCAAGGAAGAAGCCUGAGCUAUAUGAUGCUGCACUUACAAACUUCUUUUUCUUUGAAUAUGAUGAGAAAAAAUAUGGUCCUAAAGCAAAACACAUUUCAUUCUUUGAUUUCUUUAAGUGGAAGUACCAAAUUAACAUUGAUGGAACUGUGGCGGCAUAUCGCUUGCCAUACCUGUUAGCUGGAGAUUCUUUGGUAUUAAAACAACAGUCACCGUAUUACGAGCACUUCUAUGGCGAUCUUCGACCUUGGAUACAUUAUGUGCCUUUUAAAAGAGAUCUGAGUGACUUGGAAGAAAAGUUAAAGUGGGCUAUGGACAAUGAUGAAAAGGUCAAGGAGAUAAUAAAGAACGCUCAGUCAUACACGAGAGAUAACCUGCUUGCUGAUCAGAUCUUCUGUUAUCACUAUAUUCUUUUCCAGGAGUAUGCUAAGCGCCAGACAACCAAGCCUACGAAACAUUCAAAUAUGGAACACAUAAAGCAACCAAGUGAUAGAGAUUCGGAAUGUAACUGUAUGAAAAACACGGAGCUCCGUGACGAACUCUAAACCUUGCUCUGCUGUAAAACAAACGCUUUUCAAGUUCCGUUUGACAGCCGGCCGGCACACGCACACGCUGUUUGGUGUAAUGGUUGGGACACGCCCCUUUUGAAAAUAUCUGCUUUCACAGUUUCGCUUCACGAACUUGUUUUACAACGAGUUUUUCAUGGUCUUUGUUAUGAUGAGAGUUUUGUACAAAAGCUGAGUACUAAAGCUGUUUUGUGACGAGCAGAUUUUGAAAAUAAUUAUAUACGGAGGAUUUUAUGAAGAUCAAAAAAGUUAAUAUAAUAUUUGUCAGAAAUGAUCUGGAAAGAAAAAUUUUGAAUUUUACUUUUGAAAAUUUACUUUUGAAAAAAAUAACUUGAAUAUUCAAUUCAGUGAGAGAAAGCUUUACUCAAAGGGGUUUCUUUAUACCGACUUAUAACUUCUAUCUUUUCUCCGGCUCUCUCUUUCCCUUUUUUUUUCUUCUUUUUUCAGGCUUUAUUUUCACUACUGCAUAAGCGUUGUUCAUAACUGCAACGUUCACUCUCAUCUCCAUUUAUUGAUCAGCAAUUUAAAUGUAUGAUAUCAAGGUAUUCAUGUCUUUUAUUCAUCACUCACGGGCUUAUUAUGAACCGACAUAAUGACCAGCUCCCGGUUAGCUUUUUAGCUCAGAUGGUAGAGCACUGCACCGGUAUCACAGAGCUUAUGGAUUCAACUCCCGCACAAGCCCUUAUUUAUUUUCACUACAGUUAGGGUCGGUGCCUACUAUUGCUACUGCACACACCGGCUGCUUGAUUUUGUGCUUAAUUUUGCAAUAUGGUGCGGAAAAACAAUGCGAACAUGUUCUAGAACAGGUUAGAUCUCUCGAGUUUCACAUAUAUUUUACAACGAGAAGAAUUCUAUUCAAUAUGGGUGGAAUACAAAGCGAAGCUGCGCUAAUUGGAGACCUUCCUUUCAGUCAAUUCAACAAUAAUUAUGACAACUUCUCUUACAAAAGGAUCUGUGUUGAAUUUGGAAUUAAUUAUCACAGAUUUCCGUAUCUGGGGCAAAUUACGUCAUAAGAAUGCUUUUUAUUUAUGCUGCUGGCUUAGGACUUAUGUUAACUGAAAUAAAUUACCUUGAUUUUGGUGGGAAGUGAAUCAA
Pocillopora damicornis (cauliflower coral) is the source of this 2717-nucleotide messenger RNA. RefSeq names its product protein O-glucosyltransferase 2. Lineage: Eukaryota; Metazoa; Cnidaria; Anthozoa; Scleractinia; Pocilloporidae. Gene Ontology annotation, cellular component: endomembrane system. Gene Ontology annotation, molecular function: glucosyltransferase activity; protein binding. The record is from RefSeq and is a predicted model, not a curated record.